AUGGAGGCUCCAGGCAACAGCAAAGCUUCUGAGGAGUCUCAGACGGAGGGGGCCAAGCCCGGCGAUGAGAGGCCCAAAUGGGACAAUAAGGUCCAGUACCUGCUGACCUGUAUUGGCUUUGCUGUUGGUCUGGGCAAUGUCUGGAGAUUUCCCUACCUGUGUCAAACCUAUGGAGGAGGGGCGUUCCUGAUCCCGUACCUGAUAGCACUGCUGUUUGAGGGACUGCCUCUGCUUCACAUGGAGCUGGCCAUUGGUCAAAGGCUCCGCAUGGGCAGCAUUGGAGUGUGGAGCUCCAUCUCCCCUUACUUGGGGGGAGUGGGUUUGGCAUCAAUGACGGUGUCGUUUUUGGUGGGUUUGUUCUAUAAUACUAUCCUGGCCUGGGUUCUGUGGUAUUUCUUCCACUCAUUCCAAGAUCCUCUUCCCUGGAAGAACUGCCCUCUCAAUGCCAACCACACAGAAUAUUUGAAAGAAUGCGCUGAGAGCACAGCGGUCAACUACUUCUGGUACCGGAACACUCUGAACAUCAGUCCGAACGUUGAGAGUGGAGGGACCCUGCAGUGGUGGCUGGUCAUCUGCCUGGCCGCCGCCUGGAUCAUCGUCUACAUCUGUUUUAUCAGGGGCAUCGAGACCAUCGGGAAGGCAGUUUAUGUAACUGCAACAUUCCCAUACUUGGUCCUUACGAUUUUCCUGAUUCGGGCUUUGACGCUGCCUGGAGCUUCGGUUGGUCUGAAAUAUCUCUUCACCCCAAAAUGGCACACACUGACCAACCCGAAGAUGUGGCUGGAUGCAGCGACCCAGAUAUUUUUCUCGCUCUCUUUGGCGUUCGGAGGACUCAUCGCCUUCUCCAGUUACAACCCACAAAAGAAUAACUGUGAACGUGAUGCAUUAAUUGUUGGGUGCAUAAACAGUGCGACAUCCAUCUAUGCUUCAAUUCCCAUCUUUGCAAUUCUUGGGUUCAAAGCCAAAUCCAACUAUGAAGACUGCCUGAAUGCGAAUAUUCUGAGCCUGACUAACGCCUUUAGUAUUGGAGAUAAGAAUAUAACAAUAGAGAAUUAUCCAGAAUGGCUUGGUCAUCUAAACUCGACAGAUCCAGCUGAGGUUGCCUCUCUCAAUCUGAAGACCUGUAAUCUUGAAAACUUCCUCGAUGAGAGUGCCUCGGGCACUGGUCUGGCCUUCAUUGUGUUUACAGAGGCUGUGAUUAAGAUGCCAGGAUCUCAGGUCUGGGCCAUACUCUUCUUCAUCAUGCUCUUCAGCCUUGGCCUGUCCUCCAUGUUUGGGAACUUGGAGGGCGUCCUCACUCCUCUUCUGGACCUCCACAUGGUGCCCAAAUGGAUGCCCAAAGAGGUUUUCACAGGUUUGAUGUGUGCGGUCUCCUUCUCAGUGGCCCUGAUCUUUACUCUGAGGUCUGGAAACUACUGGUUAGAGAUAUUUAAUAACUACGUGGGGUCGGUGCCUCUCCUGGUCAUUGCUUUCUUCGAGAUCACCGCGGUGGUUUACGUGUAUGGUAUUAACAGGUUCAGCGACGAUAUUGCAUGGAUGACAGGCCGAAGACCUAACUUGUACUGGCAGGCGACGUGGAGAGUCAUCAGCCCUCUCAUGCUGCUGGUGGUUUUUCUGGCCUACGUGGUCGUCCAGGCACGGGAGACACCCAGUUACACCGCGUGGAACCCAAACUAUGAGGAGUUUCCAAAGCAGGAGACGUUGGAGUAUCCUGGCUGGGUCUUUGCCAUCUGUGUCCUGCUGGCAGCUGUUCCGUGCCUGCUCAUUCCUCUGGUCUCGCUGUACAGAUUCAUUCAGUUCCUGCGAAUACGCCUGGCCCGCAAACGCAUGCCAAACCCCUACGAGAAUGAGCGCCACAUCCCUGAAAUGUAG
Molecule: messenger RNA, 1872 nt
Organism: Chanos chanos (milkfish)
Lineage: Eukaryota; Metazoa; Chordata; Actinopteri; Gonorynchiformes; Chanidae
Product: sodium-dependent neutral amino acid transporter B(0)AT3-like
Exons: 12
Coding region: 1-1872 (623 amino acids)
Biological process (GO): nitrogen compound transport; amino acid transport; sodium ion transmembrane transport
Cellular component (GO): plasma membrane
Source: RefSeq, a predicted model, not a curated record